CCUGCACUAACUCCAAUUGAUGCAGAAUUCAAGACAAACCUCCAGAAGCCCGUAGGUCUUCAAUUUGCGCAGGCCCUCGCAUGCAUUUGUCCGAGAGGACGCUGCUUCGAUUCACAGCAAUGGCCGAUAUGUAGGAUCGAUCAACCUUAGAUUUAUCGCGGAUAUGGAUGCAAUGGUAGUGAAUGACCUCGAGAGGCUAUUAUGGAUAUAAAGGAAGUUUACAACGAAAUAAAUUUUUAUUGCACCAGAUCGAAUUCUCCUAAACAUGCACUUCCUCUCACAUCUCGCAGUUCUCAAUUUAGCCAUGCUGGCGUUCGCUCACCCUGGCGAGGAGGAGCAUCGCCACGACCGGAGAGCGGAGCUCAAUAUUCGCGAGUUCAAAGUGGCAGCCAAGCGGGGGCUCUCCGCCUGCUCCGAGAAGCUUCAGCGGCGGGACUUCCAUAACCGCGCCGCCGAACGUCGUGCAGCCAAGGUUGACUCUUACCGCAGACACAACGGGCUCCGCGCCCGUGACACAAACACCACUGCUGACACUUCGCACCUCUCGUCCGCUAACUACACCAGCGGUACACCAGAGUCGACCAUUUUCGCUAGUAAUGGGACGUGUAUCCUGAACCCCGAAGGCGAAACUGGUCCAUAUUGGGUCAAAGGAGAGCUCAUCCGAUCUGACCUUCGUGAGGAGCAGCCCGGUGUACCUAUCACCAUUGAGGGCCAGUUUGUGGACGUCGAGACCUGCGAGCCUAUCGUUGGCCUGUACUGGGACAUUUGGAAUUGCAAUUCCACUGGAGUCUACUCUGGUCUCGUAGCUAUGGGAAAUGGGAAUUCCGACGACGAGUCAAACAUGAACAGCACUUUUUUGCGUGGUAUCCAGCAGACUGAUGAUGAGGGUGUCGUUACUUUCGACACCGUCUUUCCAGGUCACUACAGCGGUCGUGCUACGCAUAUUCACAUGAUUGCUCACCUGAACGCUACCCUUCUCUCAAACAACACUCUUUCUGGAGGAACUGUCCCGCAUGUCGGUCAGGUUUUCUGGGACCAGGAUUUGAUUAACGAUGUCGAGGCUACAUACCCUUACAAUACCAACACUAUUGCUAUUACCGAAAAUGUCGAUGACCGUGUCUUUUCUACAGAGACCGAGGACACCACUUCAGACCCUGUCCUCGAGUACGUCUACCUCGGGAGCAAUUUGAGCGAUGGUCUUUUUGCCUGGGUCACUAUCGCUGUCAACACUUCUGCCACCUAUGACCCUAAUUACUCCUUUGUCUGGACUUCAGAUGGUUCCAUUGCAGAAUCUGGUGGAGAAUUGACUGUUAAUUAAAGCCAUCAACGGUACAUAUAUAGGUACUGACCGCUACCGACUGUUACAUGCUCGAUGGACGCAUGCUCGAUGGUAAUGCUCUUCCUUCAACCAAGUACUAUAAUCUCUCUACUCAUGGACUUGAAUCUGGAUCAACUAUGCAUGUACAGUAUACAAAUAUAAAAUAUUUGUUUCCACAGA
Lentinula edodes (shiitake mushroom) is the source of this 1498-nucleotide messenger RNA. Its product is annotated as Intradiol ring-cleavage dioxygenase. The record is from RefSeq and is a predicted model, not a curated record. NCBI's taxonomy places the organism in Eukaryota, Fungi, Basidiomycota, Agaricomycetes, Agaricales, Omphalotaceae. The coding region runs from base 266 to 1318 and encodes 350 amino acids. The transcript is spliced from 2 exons. Gene Ontology annotation, molecular function: oxidoreductase activity, acting on single donors with incorporation of molecular oxygen, incorporation of two atoms of oxygen; ferric iron binding.